CGCCUCCCUCCCUCCCUCCCCGCGCAGGCAAAAGGCGCCUCGUUCCAAACUUUCUCUAAACUUUCACUUUCAGAGCUGGCUCCGCGGCGGGCGGGGUGAGGUCGGCGCCCCGCAUGGAGUAGAGGCGAGGAGCGGCGAGGAGCGGAGAGGAGGCAGCGCCGCCGCCGAGCCCGGCCGAGCCAUGCCGCUGCGCGCCCGCUGAGCAGAGUCCCGCCGGAGGCCGCCCCGACGUCACCAUGUACUCCCCGUACUGCCUGACCCAGGAUGAAUUCCACCCCUUCAUUGAAGCUCUUCUUCCUCAUGUUCGUGCCUUUUCCUACACAUGGUUCAAUCUGCAAGCUCGGAAACGAAAGUAUUUUAAGAAGCACGAGAAGCGGAUGUCAAAGGAUGAGGAGCGCGCUGUGAAGGACGAAUUACUUGGUGAAAAGCCUGAGAUCAAGCAGAAAUGGGCGUCCCGGCUGCUGGCCAAGCUACGCAAGGACAUCCGCCCAGAGUUUCGCGAGGACUUCGUCUUGACGAUCACAGGCAAGAAAGCACCGUGUUGUGUCCUCUCCAACCCAGACCAGAAGGGCAAAAUCCGCCGGAUUGACUGCCUGAGACAGGCUGACAAGGUUUGGAGGCUAGACCUAGUUAUGGUCAUCUUGUUCAAAGGGAUCCCUCUUGAAAGUACUGAUGGAGAGCGGCUAUACAAGUCGCCACAGUGUUCAAACCCAGGCCUGUGUGUCCAGCCACACCACAUUGGAGUCACAAUUAAAGAACUGGAUCUGUACCUGGCGUAUUUUGUUCACACUCCUGAAUCCGGACAAUCAGACAAUUCAAACCAGCAAGGAGAUGCGGACAUCAAACCACUGCCCAAUGGGCAUUUGACUUUUCAGGACUGUUUUGUGACAUCGGGUGUCUGGAAUGUCACGGAGCUGGUGAGAGUAUCACAGACUCCUGUUGCUACAGCAUCUGGUCCAAAUUUCUCUCUGGCUGACCUGGAGAGCCCCAGUUACUACAACAUCAAUCAAGUGGCUCUAGGCAGACGGUCCAUAACAUCUCCGCCUUCUAGCAGUUCCACCAAGCGUCCCAAGUCGAUAGAUGACAGCGAGAUGGAGAGCCCCGUAGACGAUGUGUUCUACCCUGGAACGGGGCGGUCUCCUGCAGCUGGCAGCAGCCAGUCCAGUGGGUGGCCCAACGAUGUGGAUGCAGGACCGGCUUCUUUAAAGAAGUCAGGGAAGCUGGAUUUCUGCAGUGCCCUGUCCUCCCACACCACCUCCCCGAGAAUGGCUUUCACACACCACCCGCUGCCUGUCCUAGCAGGAGUCAGACCAGGAAGCCCCCGUGCCACAGCGUCGGCCCUGCACUUCCCGUCAACCUCCAUCAUCCAACAGUCCAGCCCCUACUUCACCCACCCGACCAUCCGCUACCACCAUCACCACGGCCAGGACUCGCUGAAGGAGUUUGUGCAGUUUGUAUGCUCAGACGGCUCUGGCCAGGGCUCUGGGCAGCCUAACGGUAGCGGCCAGGGCAAAGUCACGGGGUCAUUUUUGCUGCCGCCGCCACCACCAGUGGCCAGACCAGUGCCCCUUCCAAUGCCUGAUACAAAAUCCACCAGCACUAACCCAGAGGGCGGAGCGCCGACGCCAACAUCACCCUCAUUCUCAGCGCCAGGCUCCUCCUCCUCUGCCAACCGGUUUGUCGGCAUCGGACCCCGGGACGGCAACUUUCUAAACAUCCCCCAGCAAUCUCAGUCUUGGUUCCUCUGACGGGAUCUUCAAGCGAAGAAAAAUAAUACAAAUAAUGAUAAUAAUAAUAAUAAUUUUUCACUCAAGCCCCAAGAGUAAGAAUCUUCAGUCCUUAAUCCGUCUCUUCACUGAGCUGCUCCUCUUCAAGGAAACAUCAGAGACGUUGGGUCACACUGCAGAUGAGAAGCUGAGAAAAGUUGCACCAGACCUCCCCGAUCGAUCCGAAGCAGAUUUGGCGGUUGUGUCGAUUUGCGCCGUGUAGAAUCUCAUCAGCACCUACAGAUGUCACGUAACGCUGUUAUAAUUAUAUAUGAUAGCUGCGGACAGGCCGUUGAAGCACCAGUUAAAACAACAAAAGGGAUUUCGCUGUACUCAUCAAUGGGGAAGGAACUGUGUUGGCGUUAACCAGCCUCAAACCACCAGAAUGCACCAAGUUUUGCUGGGCAUUGAAAAAAGAAGCUCUGCCCUUGGUCCCACUGCCUGUCUUCCUGAUCCCAAGAGGGCCGUAGCCCUUCCUAGAGCUCAGGGAGGCUUAUGCUUCUUGGUCACUUGGCUGCUAUUAAAAAACCCUGGCAAAGCUGCCAGCUGAUCGGAUUGGUUCCAACACCACGCGAAUGCCUGAAACAGUUUUUAAAAGCUGAUCCAACGGGGUACGCAGGUUCAGAAUUAGAACUGGUUUGAUAGGAAAGGUACCACCAUUUGCCUUCACAGCACAAUUAUCCCCCUCCAAACCUGAAUGCCUUUUGCAUUAAAACUCCCUCAUUAGCUAAAUUAAUACUACAUCCUUGUUUCUUCAAAAAGCUCCAGCAGAAAAAAACUACUUGCUGCUAGGAGGCCAGGCUGACUCUAUCGUGAUAAAGUAAUCGGUGGGCUCUUCCCAGCAUGGGUCUUCUUUCUCUGAUACAUGACAUACCUGGUCCUGAGCCUCUUUUCUCAAACUGUCGGGCAGUAUUCAACGAGUCAUGCACAGAAGAUUUCCCAUGUCCUUCCCCAUUCCUGCAGCUCCUUCCAUCCCCUAGAGAGCUCAUUCCUGGGAUCGCAGGAUCUGUGCGGAGGAAAACUGCGCCGGGGGUGAAAAUGGCCCCAAUUCCUCAACGCAGCUGCACUUGUCGAAGAGGAAGGAGGAGUGAAUUCACUCCAGCCUCGUCUGCCCACUGCAGCCCCUGUGGUUAUUCCCCUGUGUGGGCCCUGCAAUCCUGGGAAAGAUCUUUCUGGGCAUUGGAAGGGGCUGCAGCAAGAGAGGAGAACGUUUGGACACUUCCUGUGCUAUGCACAGAGUGGUUAGAUGCUACGUGGUACCUGGUGAUUCCUGGGCUGUUUCUGCAUGGGGGACUCGUGUCACCAAGUGAUUUCCCCUUCAUUCCUCUUAGUCCCCUUGUGCCGGCUACCUAGACCCCCCACCACUGUUUGUCAACUUUUUAAAAAAUUGGUCGUCUUAUAAUAAUACAUCUACUUUUUUUAUAAAUUAAGCCUGCAAAACAUUCAUUGGUGUGUGUCGGGUACGGUCAGGUAGAGAGGGGCCCAGAGGAGAAAUGGCAACAGACGUGGGUGGGGAGGUUCAGAAAUGAAAAAAUCCACACCUCCCCAUCCACUCCCCAGAAAUCCACACCUCCCCAUCCACUCUGGGGGGAGAUGCAGCUUGACUUUGAUACUUACAAAAAGAUCAGAGCCAAGCAGGUUCCGGAAGCAUUGGAGCACACCACCGGAAACCACAGAAGAUGAUGCAAAGGACAUCAGGUGGAUUCUCCGCUGGUACUCCUUAUUUUUCCUGCAGCUCAGAAAUCAAAAAGUAUGGCAUGAUAGUCAUGUGUAAGGCACUCCUCGUCUUGUUCCCCGUGAACGGGUGACCGUAGUGUCAAAGAGAAGCCCGGCAGGGGAGAAGCUUUUAAAAAUUGCGUCAGACCCCUCCGAUCCAGAGCAGAUUUGGAUAACAUGGCCAAGCCAGGCAACGUCCGUCAUGUGCUCAUCUUGUAGGAAAAGUCAUUGUACGCCUCCCUCUCUAAACAUGUGCAAUUCGUAGACGCCUUGAAGCUUAAUUUUAAAAUAUUUGAAAUCAAUGGCAAUGAACGCAUGGGCAAGAACGCAAAGAGGCCCGGCUGAAUUUGCGCUGCGGAUGAAUCUGCGGGGUUCAGUGGGGCACGUGUCUGCCCUGCUUCCAGCCUGUUUUGGAGUAGGUGGGCUGCAUUCCUGACCCUUGACUUCCAGUCUUUCCCUUUUGAGGUUUUGGGUGUCUGUUGUGACUGUUUUGAUGCUUUAUCUGAUCCCUUUUCUCUGUUUUUGGUUGUUGUUUUUUUUAGUCUUUUCGUUGUAGCAUUUCCUUUGGUUUCCUAUACAUACAGGUGUCAACAGCAAACAAAAUUAAAUAGAAGGGGGCAGACAAAAAUGCAAAACCCCUCAAGUUCAGUAAACAUGAAAGGCACUCAGCAAGCUUCAGCACACACAAGAAAAGUCAAAAAAAUAUAUAUAUAGUUAGAGGUAGUGAACGCUGCCUGACUGGCCAGUGAGAGAGAUUGGCAUCACCAGCUUUACAUGACACACACACACACACCCCGAGAUUCAGUCCCAUAUUCGCCCUGCUUGCUUUCCUCUUAUUCCUCUUUAGGCUGGCUGCAACACAGGAAGCGAGGAGAGCAAGUGUUCUUCUCUUUCUUGCGCCCAAGAGAAGACCCUCAUUCUUUCUUUUCCAAAGGGGUAUGAAAGAGAUCCCGUCUCCUUACCCCGCCUAGAGCUUUGGGAACAGGAUAUUCUUCGGGGCUCCCCAUUUCCAUCCCAUCUUCCCUCUUAAGUGUGGCUAUUUCUGCAUGAGGGAACGAUUCAGAACAGCUCCUUGCUGUAGACUUUGGGCAGAAGGCCUUGUUCGACACUGGAGGGGGGGCGUAGGGGGAGAGGGGGACAGCGACUGAUUGGUAAGGAGCGUGGAGGUGGUGCUGCUGCCAAGAAGCAGUGGCUGUGCAGUCUGUACAGGGCCGGGGGGCUCUGGGGUCCCCUGGCUUGUGCCACCAGGAGUUGCCUUGCAAGUGACCGUGGAGCUGGGUUGCCAGGUCCAGGCUGGGAAAUUCCUGGAGAUUUGGGGGGGGGGGGUGGAGCCUAGAGAAGUGGGGUUUGGAGAGGGGAGUGGUCUCAUUGGGGUACAAUGCCAUAGAGUCCACCCUCCAAAGCAGCCAUUUUCUCCAGGGGGACUGAUCUCUGUCACCUGGAGAUCAGUUGUAAUUCCACGAGAUCUUCAGUGAACACCUGGAGGCUGGCAGCCCUACAGAGGGGAAGCCAAUAAAGAUCACCCAGAAGCCUCCCCCCCCCCCAAAGCUCUUCCCCUCCUGACCCCCAGGCAGCAGAAGGGACUUCUGCUAGCAGGCCUAGUUCAGGGCCAGGUAUUUGCAUCCCUGUCCCAAGUGCAAUGAUUUUCCAGUUCCAAAUGGAGAAACAGGGUCGAAGUAGGGAAUUCCGAGGGCUGCAGACCUGCUCCUACCCUCUGCCAGCAUUGGGCUCCCCUGCUUCCACUGCCCAUUCCCAGUUGUCACCACCACCACCCCUACACACACACAUACACAACCGGGGACACGCUUACCGUAGGCAGGUUCGCCAGGGGUGUCUGACCCUGCGCAGCUGCGGGACCAGCUGCUGCCACCAGGGGGGUCCCUUCUUCCUGGGGAACAGAUCCAGGCCAGUCCCCCCCCCCCCGGGAUUAGAUUUUCAGGGCCCUUGUGGGGUUGCCUGCUGCUGCCACCUGGGGCCUCUGUCCUUUGGGUCUACUCCUGCUCGGGAGGCCUGGAUUGCAUGCGUUCUAGAAAGGGCGCUCAGCUGCUCCCUCCGCCCCCAUCUCAAGGCCUGCAUCCACCCUCCUUUAUGAAAGGAGACCCAGAGGACGGUGAAAUGGAGACUGCCAGGCACAGGUUGGCUAUGGUUGAUUCCCCGUCCGGUUCUUCAGGUCUGCUGUAGCCUUUGGCCAAGCAAGUUUGGCAGGCUUUGGCAACCAUGCAACCCACCACCAUCACCCCCAACUAUAAGAGGGCAGAAUGGCACCACGAGCGGUGGCCCCUCGUUCAAACUUUUCUUCCAGUCUGUGAAUUUGGCUCCCUCCUAACAUUCACAAACCCUGAGGGUCAGAUUCAAAUAUGUGACACACAGAGAGAGAUGGAUCAGGAGCAGAGAAGACCGGAACAGCCCUCUAGGUUGAAAGAGCAAGGUCUGUUUCUUGGAGAGCACUGGGUCAGGUGGACCUUCUGCAGAUGUGGAAAUGGUUCCUGACCUGCAGCUGUUAAGGAACAGACUUCCUCCAGUGCAGGCUGGCCCUUCAUCGUGUGUUUUGUUGCAAAGUAUUGAGUAGUACCUCUCCGGUACCUGGUUGCUUCGGACGGGGUUGUAGCCUGGCCUCACUGUUGAGACUCGGAGUUGCGUUCAGUUGGUACCCAUCCAGGGUGCGGCACCCUGGCAGCAUUUGAAGGUCUGCACGCUUUGUUUUCUUUAGUGGGACAUUCCCAGACCAAGAGAGACAACCCCUAUACACACCAUUUUCGAACGGUGUGUCCAGAUUUCUAUUGCUUGACAAUUUCUGAGUGCAAAAAUGAAAACGUCCAAAUUGGAGGGGAGGAGGGGGUAAAAGGCCACUACAGUCAAUACCUAUUCAAGUUAUUUACGUAUAUUCAGUGAAUGUAUCCUGUUAUUAAGUUACUGAAAAGGGAGUAAUUCGUUCAAAUGAUCCAAUCUUGUAUUUUUAAAGCUUUGAGCCUUCUAAAUUUCGUAGUCAGUAUUGCUCAAGCCUGGAUCUCUUACUGUGGAAUCUGGGCUGGGGCAGAGGUCAGGUGCGCCUUUCCUUGCACAAUCAGGAGAGGUCUUCAGGCCAGAGCUUUGCAGGAGUUGAGAGACGGGUGGUCUCAAAAGUGCAGCACUUAAAAACCGGAGGGUGGAGAGAAAGACGGUUCCUUUUGUGUGAUUCUGAAGAGACGCUCGGAGUCCCAACAGUGAUGGCAUCUGCAGGUGUGUGACAACCGAGUGGCAGCAGCAGGCAGCUGGAUACUUAGGAAACAUGCUUAGCUGUCUGGUUUGGGUUCUCAGGUGGGGGAUCUGUAACAGCAUAGGAACAUGGAAGGGGUGGCACGGAGGACUUCUUAAACUUACGGUAGCUGGAAGGUGUGGGUGGCAGAAAGGAAAAUACACAGGAAUCUGUGUUUAAAAGGGGGAGGGUUUUUUAAAAAAACAAAAUAUAUAUUAGGGGUUUUAAAAGAACCAAUUUUGUUUGCAUUGAGCCAAGUGCAAUGGAGUGCAUAGUUUUAAUAUCUUUGUAUGUUAAAGAUUGUUAAAGAAGAAGAGAAAAAAUCUAUUUUUGUUGCAAAGUCCUCUGUUCCCAGGGACUCUAAAUAAGUAGGGACAAGAGAAAACCCAACCUUUGUAAGUAUGGGGAAAAAUUCUGUUUAUUUUUUCAAUUGUUUAUUUUUCCUUUUUUUCUUGUUUGUUUUUUAAGUUUUUUUUAAAAGUUGAUAAUGAUCGGGGUUUGAUUCCCCCCCACCCACUUUUCCUCAUUAGUUUUGUCAUUUUAAGGGAGGGCUGAAGGCAAAAGUUUUUCACAUGCAAAAAUAAAAUUGUUAAAAAAAAACAAAACCACACACUGUAUCAGGUUAAAAACAUUGAAGAAAAAUACAAAAUUUUAGCUAAAGAAAAAGACAAGCAGCAAAAAAAAAAAAAAAAACCACCUAAAAAUCAUAAAAGGAGAAAAUUAAAAAAUACAAAACCUGGUGCUUCUUACAAUAUAAAGUACAUUAAAAUCUCUAUUAUACAUAGUUUAUGAACCAAUUAAUUGUUAUCAUAAAGCACAUUUUAGGAAACAUGCAUUAUCCCUUCUUUAUGUUUAGCUGAAAGGGGCAGCGGCCUUUGCAGUCAAAAGCACCAGCAGCUUUCGGCAGCUUCUCAUGGAUCUUCGCAGGUUGCCGAGUCAGACUGGUGAUGGCGCGGUUGCCACAGGAAAGGGAAAAGGUUCACCUUGGAGCAGAGGGUGCCCUCGAGGGGGCCUAGAACUCCAGUUCCUUCCGCCUCUUCCCUGCCCUCCCACCAUCACCACUGCUCCCUUCUCUGCUUUAUUCUCCACCUCCAUCUUUCCCCAACCAAUGCCCAUCAAAAGAUCCUUGGUGUUGGGUCAACUUUAGGUUCCAUUUUGGCACGCUCUCCCCCCCCCUUCCCUUUCUCCUUUCUCUCAAGGGCUUCUCUGUGGCAAGAGAAGCCAACUUGUAAUCUCACCAGCACCCCCUUCCCCACCGAAUGCCUCCCUGUGACCCCUGCUUGUCUUUCUCACGGCUGUCCCAGUGUAGCUUGACUCCCUCCUCUUGCUUCCCUCCCAUCCUUGCUGAAUUGUGGAGCAGUGUGGGGUGGGGAGAGAGCAAUAGGCGCCCAGGCCCAUCGCACAACCUCACAGAGCAGGGAAGGCCAACGGGAGGAAUUCCCCCCACUGGGUUGUCUGAGAGGGAGGACACUGCGUUCCUCUCACCGCGCUUGCUGGCCAGCUGACAGAAUAGUGCCUUUGCAAACCCAUCUUUCGUGGGAUCAGGUGGCCAGGGGGUGGCUAGAGGGAUUUCCACUCCUCCCCUUUAAUCCAUAUGCUCAACCUGGGAGAGGGAAGCAAUACAAGCCCAGGGUUAAGCAAUGCAAUGGAGGGGCCGUAGCUUAACACAGAGGGGCCCAGCCCCCUGUGGCUAGAGGGGAGAGGGAAGGAAGCCCACUCUCUUGGCAAGGGCAACUCUGGUAGUGGCAGGGAUUAUCCCCCCUCUUGCCCGGAGCCGUAAGCCCCUUGUCCGCUCUUCCUCAGUCCCUCCCUCUCAGGCGAUGCUCGGUUAGGGUUGUGGGGAAGCCAUGGACUUCCCUUGGGACCAGGGGGAGGGGUUGGGUGAUUUGACUAUCUCCAGGUGACUUCAUCUGGCUCCAUCCAGCCACCCCAUAAAGUUCCUCUGUGCCCUCCCUCCUGCUCCUUGUGGGGGGCGGAGGGGACAAGUCCCUCUUGGCUCGACCAGCUGUUGGGCCAGUAGAAGCUGGACAUGGUCCUCUGGCCCGACUUCAAAUGGACCUCCCUCCCUCGACAGCUGUUCAGCUUUACUGCCCCUCCUUAGGUAGCUCAGCCCCCGUCUCUCUUUUCCGCCCCCUGCCCCCAGUUAACCAGCUUCUCUCUUUCUCGGCAGCAAAACCUGGAGAUCCAUGAACCUGCACCUUCCUUGACUGCAUUCUACCCCUGCCCCUUUGAACAAGUUUCUUCUUUGGUUAAGAAACGCAGUAUAUAUAUGAGUACAGUACAGUAUAUAUAUAUAUAUAUAGUACUAAUGGAAUUUGGUGUGCUUUUUCUCCUCAUCCCCUUCGCUCCUGGCCUCCGUCCCCCAAUUCCCUUUGUGUCUCUGGGUCUGUUCUUCCAAUUUCUUCUCCCUCCCUCCCCGCUCCCUUCCCCCUUGCACUUGAAAAUAAAGGAUAGCUCUUCGUC
Messenger RNA from Eublepharis macularius, 9180 nucleotides. It is a transcript of the gene NFIX, whose product is annotated as nuclear factor I X. Gene Ontology annotation, molecular function: DNA-binding transcription factor activity, RNA polymerase II-specific; RNA polymerase II cis-regulatory region sequence-specific DNA binding. Bases 237 to 1748 code for a protein of 503 amino acids. The record is from RefSeq and is a predicted model, not a curated record. Gene Ontology annotation, cellular component: nucleus. Gene Ontology annotation, biological process: regulation of transcription by RNA polymerase II. NCBI's taxonomy places the organism in Eukaryota, Metazoa, Chordata, Lepidosauria, Squamata, Eublepharidae. The transcript is spliced from 11 exons.